Messenger RNA from Lucilia sericata (common green bottle fly), 1889 nucleotides. Its product is annotated as transcription factor grauzone-like. Gene Ontology annotation, biological process: regulation of transcription by RNA polymerase II. The record is from RefSeq and is a predicted model, not a curated record. Lineage: Eukaryota; Metazoa; Arthropoda; Insecta; Diptera; Calliphoridae. Gene Ontology annotation, molecular function: RNA polymerase II cis-regulatory region sequence-specific DNA binding; DNA-binding transcription factor activity; zinc ion binding. Gene Ontology annotation, cellular component: nucleus.
AUUCAUUGUUUACAUUUAUUUUUGUACAAUUCUGCUUGGAUUUUUAUAAUAAACAAAAGUGUUUAUUUUUUAUUAAUUAAACAAAAUGGAAGCCUGUUUAUUGUGUUUGGAUGUUAAGAACAAUGUGGACAACAUUAUAAGAGUGAAUUCAAAACAAUGGGAAACAGAGAAUGUAAAAUAUUUAAUAGAGAAGCAUCUGUGGUCCGUGGAUACUCUUAAAACGUCCAGUUGGAUGUGCCAUAGUUGUUGGCAAGAAUUAGACGAUUUUCACCAAUUUUAUACACGAAUAGAGAAAGUCCAUUCAGAAUUGGGUAAAUUAAAAGACAUGGAAGAUGUGAAAGCUUUAAUAGAAAAAAGUGAUGAACCAUUUUUAAAUUUAAAUAUGUGUAAAGAAGAAUUAAUGGAAAAUUCAGUCCAAACUGAGAUUUUAAUGGAUCAACCCUUAUCCACUGAAUAUGUCAAUGAAAGUGAAAAUCCUUUAAUAAAAGUAGAACAGGAUGAUGAAGAAUUAACGUUAGAAGAUAUGCCCCUUAAGCAAAGACGCAGACGAGGACGACCACCCAAAAAUAUGGUAUGUAAAUUAACACAAAGUAAUAAAGAUCCAUUAAUGAAAAUAGAAAGAAAUAAACUAAUAACAAAAAAUCAAAAGCGUAAAGACUUUUCAAAAAAUUUAAUAAAUGAUCAGCUUGAGAGCAAUGAUAAGGCGCUAGUAAAAAAUGAAAUAGAGCCUAUAAAUAUCUCAAAAGAAGCUAAUAUUUCAUCGGAUGGCAAUGAUGACUCUGAUACAGAAUACGACGAACACGACGAUAAACAACAGAUGGAAAUUUGUAGAAAAAAACGUAAAAAUCCCGAUGAAAAGACACGUAAAGAACAUGAUAAACUUAUAGCAGAAUAUUUUAAGAUUUACUGUAGUCUUUGUCAAAUACCCAUUGAAAAUUUUAUUGCUUUGCGAAAACAUUUUCGCGAAGAGCACGAUAAACGCGGCUUUGUAAUAUGUUGCAAGAAAAAAAUAUUCACUCGUCCCAUACUUGUCGAUCAUAUACACUUUCAUUUGGAUCCCAACUAUUUUAAGUGUAAACAAUGUGAUAAAAUCUACUCGGAUCGUUGUACUUUAGAGAGUCAUAUGAAAAUACACGAAGAUGGUCAACAAGAUCGCAAUCAUACUUGUGAUAUCUGCGGCAAAUCCUUUGUGGGUAUUACACAACUGGAAAAUCAUAAACAAACUCAUGCACCGGAUUAUGAGAAAAAGUUUUCAUGCAAUGAAUGUGGCAAAUUUUUUACCACAUUAUACAGUCUAAAUUAUCACAUACAAGCUAUACAUCACAAUAAAUAUGUAAAAAUUUGCGAUAUUUGUGGCAAAACCAUGCGCUGUCGCAAUUCCUUUAAACUGCAUAUGGAAAAACAUGACAACAAAUUAGCAACACCCAUUAAUUGUGAUAUUUGUGGUCUACGUUUAAUUGACAGACGCGGCUUAAGGCGCCACAAAAAUUCUCAGCAUCCAGUUGGUGGUAAGAAAGAGUACUCCUGUCAUAUAUGCUCGAAAAUAUCCCCAAAUCUACGGGCUCUACGCACACAUGUACGUUUUGCCCAUGAAACUGGCUACAUACACAAAUGUACAAUGUGUGAUAAGGCCUUUAAGAGACCAGAAGCAUUAAAGGAACAUAUGGCUACACAUACGGGAACCCCUUUGUAUACUUGUCCCUGGUGUCCAAAGACAUUUAUAUCGAAUGGCAAUAUGCAUAAUCAUCGUAAAAAGUCUCAUCCUAAAGAAUGGGAAGAAGCUCAACGACAAAAAUAUGGUGGAAUAUUUCCAUCGAAUCAUAAACCACCAGCCAUUAGUGUAAAAACAAAUACAACAAUAAAUUAAACAAUGUAAUGUUUACAAAAAA